Molecule: messenger RNA, 5657 nt
Organism: Salarias fasciatus (jewelled blenny)
Lineage: Eukaryota; Metazoa; Chordata; Actinopteri; Blenniiformes; Blenniidae
Gene: hipk1a
Product: homeodomain interacting protein kinase 1a
Exons: 17
Coding region: 378-3905 (1175 amino acids)
Biological process (GO): intrinsic apoptotic signaling pathway in response to DNA damage by p53 class mediator; peptidyl-threonine phosphorylation; peptidyl-serine phosphorylation
Cellular component (GO): cytoplasm; PML body; nucleus
Molecular function (GO): protein tyrosine kinase activity; protein serine/threonine kinase activity; ATP binding
Source: RefSeq, a predicted model, not a curated record
AUGAUGAUGAUGAUGAUGAUGAUGGACCUCCGUCCGCGCGGCGCAGCUCCUCCGGCUGAGGUGUGACAUUAUCAGCCACGCGAUGCUGAAUCCGCCCGCUUUUCCUCGGGAUGUGACAGCGGACGGAUGCUCGUGGCAAGCUAGCUAGCUGUUAGCUCAGUUAGCACCUCGGAGCUCCAGCAGGCUGCUGCCGCUCGGAGCUCCAGCGAGGCUGCGGCUCCGGGCUCCGAGCUCCUCCUGGAGGCUGCGGCUCGGAGCUCCAGCAGGGCGGAAGGCAGCUCGGAGCUCCAUCCAGCAGGCGGCUUGCAGCAGACCGGCUGAUCCGCCGCAGCGCCGCGCAGAGCCCUGCGAAAAGGAUGGGGACGAUGAGGCCUUAAAUGUCAGAUCAACAUCUGUGUGAGCAGUCAUCGGAUACAGCCAUGGCGUCGCAGCUGCAGGUGUUCUCCUCCCCCUCCGUGUCCUCCAGUGCCUACUCCCGUUCAAAGAGGCUCAAAGUGGAGAACCCGUCCUGGGACGUGUCCAACCAGCUGGGAGAUAAUGGUUACUACGAGCAGAGCUCCUCCCAGGGCGCCGCACCCUCCACCUCCGGCUCCAACUUCAACCCGGUGUACGGCUCCGGCCCGGGGCACCCGCCCACGGCGGGCUCCCGGGAGCAGACGGUGGUGCGGGCGGCAGACAGCACGGGCAGCCUUCACGGGCCCCCCUCGUCCUCCUCCUCGUCCUCCUCCUCCAGCCGUCGCGUCAAGGAUGCAGAAUCCUCCUCGCAGCCGUGCGACCUCUACCACAAGCAGUACAGCCUGAAGAGGAAGAGCGAGGAGGUGGACAGCAGCGACAGCGUCCAGAUCCUGGAGGAGCUGUCGGCCCCCGUGGUUUCCAACCGCACCGGCGGCGGCGGAGGCGGCGGCGGGACCACCACGGCUCAGUCCAUAGCACACUCCACCUCCACCACCAAGAGCAGCACCUCCCACAGCGAGGGAGACUACCAGCUGGUCCAGCACGAGAUCCUGUGCUCCAUGUCCAACAGCUACGAGGUGCUGGAGUUUCUGGGGCGCGGCACCUUCGGACAGGUGGCCAAAUGCUGGAAGCGAGGCACAAACGAGAUCGUGGCCAUCAAAAUCUUGAAGAACCAUCCCUCUUAUGCUCGGCAAGGCCAAAUUGAGGUGAGCAUCCUCAGCAGGCUGAGCACCGAAAACGCCGACGAGUUCAACUUUGUCCGCUCGUACGAGUGUUUCCAGCACAAGAACCACACGUGCCUUGUGUUUGAGAUGCUGGAGCAGAACCUUUACGACUUCCUGAAGCACAGCAAGUUCAGCCCCCUGCUGCUCAAGUGCAUCCGGCCCAUCCUGCAGCAGGUGGCCACGGCGCUCAUGAAGCUGAAGAGCCUGGGGCUGAUCCACGCCGACCUGAAGCCCGAGAACAUCAUGCUGGUGGACCCGCUGAGGCAGCCCUACCGCGUGAAGGUCAUCGACUUCGGCUCGGCCAGCCACGUGUCCAAAGCCGUUUGCUCCACCUACCUGCAGUCGCGGUACUACAGAGCUCCAGAGAUUAUUCUGGGACUUCCUUUCUGCGAGGCGAUCGACAUGUGGUCUUUGGGAUGUGUGAUCGCCGAGCUGUUUCUGGGAUGGCCUCUUUACCCCGGUGCCUCAGAGUACGACCAGAUUCGAUACAUUUCGCAGACGCAGGGCCUUCCGGCAGAGUACCUGCUGAGCGCGGGAACCAAGACCAGCCGCUUUUUCAACCGAGGACCCGACUCAAGCUACCCUCUGUGGAGGCUCAAAACGCCUUCAGAGCACGAGGCAGAGAUGGGCAUCAAGUCGAAGGAGGCCAGGAAAUACAUCUUCAACUGUCUGGAUGACAUGAUGCAGGUGAACAUGACGAACCUGGAGGGCACAGACAUCCUGGCGGAGAAGGCCGACAGGCGGGAGUUCAUCGACCUGCUGAAGAAGAUGCUGACGCUGGACGCCGACAAGAGGAUCACCCCCAUGAAGACGCUGAACCACCCCUUCGUCACCAUGACGCACCUGCUGCACUUCCCCCACAGCUCACAUGUGAAGUCCUGCUUCCAGAAUAUGGACAUAUGCAAACGCAGAUGCAGCGCCUUCGAGAACGGGAAGAACAUGUUCGCCAGUAACAGCACGCCGAGCGCCGCCACCAACCUCACCGUCACGUUCAGCAGCCAGCUCAACCAGCACAAUCAGAUGGCUUCCACCGGAGGUCAGUCCCUUUCCCUGAGCAGCAACGUCCCGCUGCUCAACUACCAGCCGGGCCUCUACCAGCAGGCCACCAUCAACAUCCCCGGCCUGACCCAGCAGGGCGUCCCCCUGCAGACCAGGCCCACCCAGCUCUGCACCCAGACCGAGCCCUUCCAGCAGACCCUCAUCGUCUGCCCCCCCACCAUCCAGGGUCUCCAAACCUCCAAUAAGCCGUCGGGUUACCCCGUGAGAAUGGACAACUCCGUCCCCUUAGUCCCUCAGAACCAGUCCUCACAGUCUCUGCACAUCCAGCCCAGCAUGCUGACACAGGCCUCCUUUGACCCGCUGCUGGCAGGCGAGCUGUACGCCUCCGUGGCGGGAAUGUCAUGUUUAGGCUCUGUCCGGCUGCCGGUGGGAUGCAGGGGUGGCAACAGUGGCGGCUCAAUGGAUACGUUUACCUCCACGCUGCAGGGCUGGCCAGCAGGAACACAGCAGAUCCUCAUCCCUUCCACCUGGCAGCAGAUGCCCGGUAUUCCCAUCCACAACCCGGCGGGGCAGGCUGUGGUGCCCGACUCCCCGCUGGGAGCUCAGAUCUCGGACAGUCAGCAGGUGUCCAGCUGGAGAGGUCGUCACGGAGGCCAGUGUGACGCGGCGAGCCAGCAGGAGUCUGGAGCAGGUCGUCAUGCUGGAUCUCAGAAUCACGGCUCAGGAGCAGCUUAUCCCAGAUCCCAGCCGGGCAAGAGAGGGAAGGGCCGACACCCCGAGAGCAGAGCCAGGCCGGUGUCGUCGGUUCAGUCCUCCUCUGUGGUCCACAGCUCGUCCCUGGCUGGCGACGUCUCUCAGCCCAUCGUCAUCUCUGACACGCCGAGUCCCGCCGUCAGCAUCAUCACCAUCCACAGCGACUCGGAGGACGAGGACGAGGCAAAGUUCCCCGCCGCUCGGUCUGGAACGAGCCAGAGGACUAAUGUGAUCAGCUGUGUGACGGUGCACGACUCCCACGACUCCGACUCCUCCACGAGCAGCCCGCUCAGCCCCAAGACCUCCACCCAGCCCCCCAAGUCCCUGGCCAUCAUCAUGCCCUCCGUGAAGAGCCAGCCUGGAGAGAGCACAACGCACAAGCCUCCGGUGGCAGAACAAGCCACGAGCGGCUCUGGGAAGUCCAAGAAGGCGGCCGCUCCGUCGUCCGGACGGACGGGAGACUCCGCCACAGACCGGCAUCACCGCGCCGCUUCCAGCAGAUCUCAGCCGCUCAACCUCAGUCAGGUGCAGCAGUCCGUCAUGACGUCCUCCCAGGAUCCGAGCGGCGGCGGCGGCUCGCUGAGGCGGCAGCCCACCUACCCCCCUCCCGUCUCCUCCCACUCGUCCUACCGGCUCCAUGAGAGCACCCUCUUCACCUCCACCCCCAACCUGUACGCCUACCCGGCCUCGGCCGCCCUGGCCUCCGUGUCACAGGCCGUGGAUCAGAUGCAGGGCGGCUCGUCGCGCCACGGCCGGGCGGGCGGGGCUUACCCCUCGCUGGCGCUCUUCCAGAAGAGCGGCGGCUUGGCUCUGGGCGGCCCGGCCGCGGGACAGUACGGCGGCGGCGGCCACCACCAUCAGCAGCCGCCGCCGCCACCUCCGCCGCCGCAGCAGCAGCAGCUGGCGGUGCAGCAGCCUUUCCAGCGCUCCGCCGCAGCCUACCAGAGAAAACUCAACCAGUAUCCCUACCUGUGAACGCUGAGCAGCUACACUUGAAGGACCGAACCCAGACCGGACCAGACGAGCACAAGCUCAUCGCAGGACGCUGUGAUCGGACUCGCUUCCAACUUGACGUUUCACUUUGAUUUCCCACAGUGUCUUCAUAUGUGUUGUUUUUAACCUUUUUCUUGCUCUCUGUGACCUCAGUGUUAACGGCUCUGUGACAUUUGUUCUGAUUUCAGGCCCAUUCACACACACAGCUAGUUCUACACAUGCGCGACGAGUUCGACAACAACAAUAAUGCUGUUUUGCUGGAGAAGCGCUGUUAAAUUCAAGAGUAAACAGUACAAAGUGCACAUUUACAAGGCCGUCUUCUAGAUCGCAUGUGGAGACACAUUUCUAACAUACAGCAGAUAUUAAGUGGGCAAUGAAGAAAGACAGUUUAAAAGAGCUUAAAUGUCUAACUAUUGUCUGCAUGCGAGCGUGGAUGGUUGUUAAAAAACAGCACCUACUAGUGGUCCGACAUGCAAAUAGCACUUUGAAAACAUUGUCAUCUAAAACCAAAUGCAAGGUUUUUUCCUGCCGAUUGUCAUCAUGUAAGCACGGCCUUCAACAAGAAGUGAAUUACUGCUGUGUUUACAUGAAAUAUACAUCGUGCAGGAGCUGUUUUUUGUCUCUAUAGCACCUAAACUUGAUGGACCGUCAAUACAAACGUCGAUAUUCUGCACAGGUUUUCUCCACCUUUUCCUCGAUAAACGUCGGCUGAGAGCCAGACAGAGUUUAGAGUCCUUAAUUCAGCUCACACGCAUGACUUUAGACUCUCAAUCCAGAAAACCCCGUGCAAGCACAUGGAGAACAUGCAAACUCCACACUUCAAAGCCAGAUCCUGGAAUCAAACCUUCCCGCAGCGAGGCCAACCACUUCACCAACACCUCAAGAUAAACUGACAGGCCGUCAUGUUCAGAUCAUUUCAUGUGAGACGUGUUUCUAACGACUGCUAUGCUGCUCGAUGAAGAACUGUUUUUAAUAUCAAUAUGUUAGUUUGAGGCGGUUGCUUUCAGAUUUGAUUGUCUGCACAUUGUGAUAAUUUUGGUUAAUAAUGUGUUUCAUUCAUGAAUGUAAUAUGUGUGUGUGUGUGUGUGUGUGUGUUUUAACUGUGCUAUACAAAACAAGUGGAAAACAUAAGCUAAGUACUGUACUGUAUAAUAAUGCGUCGCUGUGUUUUCCAUGUUACUUCUGUUCUAGUACCGACUAUCGACUGGAUUAUAUUUAUAUGUUUAGUAUGUCGACUGAUUUUAAUAUUAGACGAUGAUGAGACUUUUUUUUUUUUUUUUUUUUUACAAUUUUGAAAGUUACUGUUAAGGUUGCAUGUGUCUGACAUGGAGUAGCAUUCAGGGGAAGUCCGUAAACCGCAGCGCUGGCGGAGGGAUUAGUUAUUUAUACGACGGAUCGCGUUAAAAGUAUGGACGAAAAUGUCAAAGUUUGUGUCUCGUGAAGUGAUGUCUGUGGAGUAACGCGUGCACAUUAAAUCCGAUCUAAUACGUUAAAAAUCAUUUACAUUUUAAAUCGAUUCAGUGCUGCAUUUGAAUUGUGAAUAAUCCAAUCGGAUGAAGCUGAUUUCUAGAGAAUAUAAAUUUGAUGUUUGGUAUGUUACUGCUUCUAAACAAAUCAUUGGUUUGGUGAAGCGAUGGUUGUUUUUACAAUCCUGCUGUGUUGUGAAGUGCUACAUUACAUAGAACACACGAUGAACCUUAACCCGUAUAUACGCAAUAAAGUCUUUUCAAAACA